Molecule: messenger RNA, 595 nt
Organism: Drosophila persimilis
Lineage: Eukaryota; Metazoa; Arthropoda; Insecta; Diptera; Drosophilidae
Exons: 2
Coding region: 190-525 (111 amino acids)
Source: RefSeq, a predicted model, not a curated record
GGGCUUGUGGAUACUAUUUGUGAAACUAGAUUCCGUGCUUUGCAAUGAUCAGUGGUAAAACUGGAAAAUUAACAAUGCAUCUUGUUCGUAGUAACUUUUGCCAACGAUGAUUAUUUGAAAUCGCCGUCAACAAAUAUUGGAGUCCAACUACAGAAUUUGCAUACAUCGUACAGGACCGAUCAUACCAACAUGAAGAAGGCAGAAGCUGAACAAAAUAUGAAUGACACAUCGGUUAAACUUAACCAAAGUGUAACAUUUGUCCGGAGUAGUGGAAUCACUAAUGGAGCUGUUUUUCAUGAGGAUGUCAUUGAAACCGAGUGGAAUUUCCCUCCAAAAGUGCCAACUCCGCACAUCUACCAUUGCAUUAACCCAGAUUUACUGGUGGGAAGUGAUAAGAACGGCUUUAAAGGACUUCGUAAGCAAUUUAGUGGGCGAUUUAAACGCUUAGUUACUCGAAAAGUAGAACACGGCCCAGUGAUACCUCCGGAAUUAAAGCCACAAUUAAAAACAAUAUACGUGUACUAAUUUUGGAAGAAACUUCGAUGGCAAGCACAAAUGAUUCAAUAUAUGCACGCAUAUACAAUAUUCAUGUAUA